This is a messenger RNA of Rotaria sordida, 3408 nucleotides long. The record is from the annotation of a GenBank genome assembly. NCBI's taxonomy places the organism in Eukaryota, Metazoa, Rotifera, Eurotatoria, Philodinida, Philodinidae.
AUGAUACUAUCAAUAACCUAUAAGCAACAACGUAAAGAACUUAAUCUCAAUCAAUUCGAUUCAGCAAGUUCUGUGAGUAGUGAUCAAUGUCAAAUUUUGUUUCAAAAGCUUGCUGAUAUAUUUAAUAUUGAACGUAAUGAUCGAGAAACACUAUUAUUAGAAUAUCCAAACGCAAAAUUACUUCAAUUAUCAAUGAAUAACAAUGACGAUGAAGAUCUUGUUAUUAUUUCAUUAGAUACAGAUGGUUACUUUUUAUGUAAACCUGAUAGACAAUAUGAAUUACGUCCUGGCAAACGUGUAUCAGUACAACCAAUAUUCGAUAAAGAAAAGUGUCAUUUUUCUAUUAUGGAUAUUGAAAUGGCUGCCAUACUAUCGGAUGCUGUUUAUUAUGCAGAUCCAAUUUCACAUAUUAAUAAAAACUAUUCAUCGUAUAGUUGUAUUUCAACAUUAACCUCUUGUGAAUGUGGAUUAAAAUUUGCAUCUAAUGCAUCUUCACCAUAUCUAUUAGCCAUAUCUAAAAGUAACAUUAAUGAAGAAACCUUAUGGGUUGCAUUUCGUGGUACGACAAAUAUCAAUGAUGUCUUAACUGAUUUAACUAUACAUCCUAUGUUAACAACAUCAGGUAUGGCUCAUAGAGGUUUUUCAAAACGUGCUUCUGAGUUACCGCAUGAUACAUUAAUGAAUGAAUUUCAUUCUACAUUUGAUGAUCGUAAACGUUUAAUAUUUACUGGUCAUUCAUUAGGUGGUAGUGUUGCACACUUAUGUGCUAUAUUCAGUUUGUCUAAUAAAAGUUUUAAACAAAAUCCACAAAUAUUUAGUAUAACAUUUGGUGCGCCAUUUAUUGGUAAUAGUACUGUUGCUAAAGAUUUAAUUAAAAGAAAUUUUAAUGAUCAUUUUUUGACAAUAGUCAAUGAAAAUGAUAUUGUACCAAAUUUAUUAAAUCUUGUUGAAACUGGUACACGUCUUCAAUCAACAAUAGCACCUAUAGCUGAAUCAUGUUUACAAAUUGCUAAAACGAUUCUCCCACUUGUUAGUUUAGCAACUGGUGUACCAGCAAAAGUGAUAAACACGUCGGUUGAGACUUUGAAUUUAUUAAUACCACAAUUAAAAAAUCUGUUAAAAAAUAAAAUUACGGAAUACAAACCAAUAGGACAAUACGGAUUUAUACGUUCAGUAUUGUCGUCAAGUGAAUCAAGUAAUCUGGAACCUACUGAAUGGAUUAUUACUUACAAAAGUAAUACAAUGAAAAUUGAUGAUACAAAUAAUGAAGAAAAAUUUAUAGAUGUUAUAUCAAAAAAACUAAUCGAAUCAUUGGGCCCAUCUACAGCUACAAUUACGGAUGUAAAUAUUAUUAAUCAUUAUAUGGAAAAAUAUAUUUCAUCAUUACUAUCAUGUGAAAUUAUUCGUACUCAAUCUUCAAUAAAUAUGAGCAACAAUCAAUGGCAAGUCACCGAAGUCAAACGUUUUAGUCCACAUAUAAGAAAAGCAACAGCUAUUUGUUCUGAUACAGAUAUUAAGAUAACAAUUACAGGUGAUCAUUUAGACUUUUUAUCAACACACAAAAGAAUGUGUGUAAACACAUCUGAAAAUUUCUUUCAACCAAAUUCUGUUAUAACAAUAUCAGAAAUCUCUCGAAAUAAGCUAGUUUUAAUGAAUAAUAGUUUAAUACCAAUUAAGGAACGUGUCACUGUUGGUCCACGAAAAUAUACACUUGAUACACAUUUUGGAAACAUUGAUCUAAUGUUGGAACUUUAUGUUGAUGAUGAUAAUAAUAAUAAUCAACAAACAACUCUAACAUUUCAUGAACUUGAUAUGAAUUUUUUAAUGGCUACAUUUCUACGGUCAUUUUUUGACUGUCUACAUUCAAACAAUGAUUUAUUUUCAGCAAAGAGUACUUCAAGAUAUUUUGCGAAAUUACUUGAAAAUCGACUACCGAAUAAAUAUGAAAAAUUUAAAUCUUUAUUGGAAAGACAUUUUAAUCGUUGUCAACAAAUGAAAAAUUUGAAUAAACCAAUAUCGAUUGAUCAAACAUUAUAUAAUGACAUGUCUGGAUUAAUAAAUGAUUUAUUUAAAGUAUUAAUAGAAGUACCAAACUAUACUUUUAAUAAAUCAUUUUUACAAAGAGUAAAAGAGAAUCCGGGAUCUUUUGCUAUUUUCGGAACUGUGGCAUUAUUUGGGACAUGUGUCUUAUUGCAAGCUGGAUUAUUAGGUUUAAUAGGUUAUCAAUUAUUUGGUGCAUCUUUCGCAAGUUUUGUUGGAACACAAUUUGCUGCCGUUGACUUACUUACGAUGGCAGUAGGAACAGUAGGUUCCUACAGAAUGUUAGGUAUUAUUGGUCGUGAUUCAUUGGAUAGACUUAUAUAUCAUGAACAUUUAGCGUUUUUAUUGAAUAGCAUAGGAGGUAAUUCAGAUAAAUGUGCUAAUGAAAAAAUGUUGGAAAUACAAAUAUGUGACAUAUUGAAAAACAAAUCGAUUGAUUUUGAUUGUAUUAUUAUAACUGACCAUAAAGGAAUAGAAAAAAUAAUUAAAGACACACAUUUAUUUGUCAUGAAUGAAGGCAAGGAUUCGACACGGCUAAUGGUAUCCGAUACCACAAUAGACUCACAAAUAAAUGCAUUUAAAUUUUUACAUAAUAUUUAUUAUAUCUGUAGAUUACGGCAAUUGAUGACUACACAAUAUAUAUCAUUUAUUGGUGCACAUCGUGCUGGUAAAUCAAGUUUAUUAAAAUCAUUAUGGAAUAUUCCAGCAGAACGUGGUGAUUAUCUUGAUAAUCGUACUAAACAAAUGCAAAUUUAUACAUUAUAUGACGAUAAUAGUAGUAAUAGAGUUCAUUUGAUUGAUUAUCCCGGUGUGACAGAUCCUGUAAAAACCAUAGCACAUUUGAAUCAAAAUUAUUCUGUUUUUAGUACAUUUUAUGUUAUUGUUGUAAGAGCUGGUACCGAUUAUAACUCGGCUGCAGCAUUAAUAAACGAACUACAAAUGUCAGCAUCAUUGUCACCAAUCACAUCGCUUACAGAGACACACCAACAAGUAGUAAAUGCAACUACAGCGACUCAAACGGAGCCCAUAAACGGAAGCCUUUCGACAGAUCAGAAUAGAAUAGAACAGAAAUAUGGUUUAAAUCAAUCGGCAAAAUUUGUUGUUAUCAUUACUGGUAUCGAUACAAUAACGGAUUCAUUAAUUGAAAAUGAAUUAAAUGAAGCUCUUAAUAAACGAUUAAAAAUCGAUAAAGGUUUAAUUUGUAUGUGUUAUAAUAAAGAAGCUAUUGAUGAUGAAAAUUAUUUACGUUUACAUGAACCAAGAAAUCUACCUGGAAUAUCCGAUGUACGAACAUUCUUAACUGAACAUUUCAAUCAAAUAUUGGAUAAACAUUCUAAUUUUAAUACGUAUAAAUAUCGAGAACGAUAA